AGGCCGGUGAGCGGGGUGCUGAUGCUGCACCCAUUUGAAUCACUGAUUACAGACCGCCCCAGCUUCUUCUCACCCGCUGUCCUAGUCUUAACACACAGGACUCCAGGGCAUCCUCCUCAUCUCCCUCUUCCCCUUCGGACGCUCCUCGGUCCCCACCGCCCACCCUCCCGCGGUCACCUGCUCGCAGGUGACCUAGGUGGAACGGAGCCGCCGAGUGCGCAGCUGCCACCGCCCGCAGAAAGUGGCUCCGGCAGGCGCCGGCUCAUCCGGGGGCCGCCACUGCCUGGAGUUAGCGCGUGAGGGAGAGGCAGACAGCCCUGCGGGGGCACGUGGGGAGCAGCGGGCCGGGAAUCACAGCCCAGCCCCGGGGCCGCGUCUGCACGUCUGGCCCGGCGGCGGGGAGGCCCUGGCUCCUCGCUCCGGCAGCGGGCGCAGAAGCAGCGGCCAGAGAGAGGCAGCGCCGCCGCCCGCCGCCCGCAGCCGCGCCGGUCCCCGCCUCCUCGCCACACGCGCGCCGUCUCCACCGCGUCUGGAUGUGCGCCGCGGGCUCCGGGGGACACGGCUGACGAGCGCGCGGCCCCAACAGGACUAGAACACAUUACGGAAACUAGUCACCCACGGCAGCUCCCUGUGGACAGAUUGCGACUUUGAAAGCUUGCGAGUGUUUUCUCCUGAAUCCUGCCAUGUGGAGUCUUUGAGGCAUCCAGUCUGCCCAGCCCCUGAGUGAAUCUCCUUCACUUGGUAUGUAAGGGAGCACCUCGCCUGCACCAUGACAAACCCGGAAAAAUGGGCCCAUCUCAGCCCCUCCGAAUUUUCUCAGCUCCAGAAAUACGCCGAGUAUUCUACAAAGAAGUUAAAGGAUGUUCUUGAAGAAUUCCACGGUAACGGUGUGCUUGCAAAGUAUAAUCCUGAAGGGAAACAAGACAUUCUUAACCAAACAAUAGAUUUCGAAGGUUUCAAGCUAUUCAUGAAGACUUUCCUGGAAGCCGAGCUUCCUGAGGAUUUCACUGCACACCUUUUCAUGUCAUUUAGCAACAGAUUCCCUCAUUCUAGUCCAAUGAUAAAAACCAAGCCUGCGCUCCUCUCGGGUGGUCUGAGGAUGAGUAAAGGCGCUGUUACCCCUCCUCGCACGUCUCCUGCAAACACCUGCUCCCCAGAAGUCAUCCACCUGAAGGACAUUGUCUGCUACCUGUCUCUCCUUGAAAGAGGACGGCCUGAAGAUAAACUCGAGUUUAUGUUUCGCCUUUAUGACACCGAUGGGAACGGCUUCCUCGACAGUUCGGAACUAGAAAACAUCAUCAGUCAAAUGAUGCAUGUUGCCGAGUACCUCGAGUGGGACGUCACGGAACUGAACCCAAUACUUCAUGAAAUGAUGGAGGAGAUUGACUAUGACCACGAUGGCACCGUGUCCCUGGAGGAAUGGAUCCAAGGAGGGAUGACCACCAUCCCACUGCUCGUGCUCCUGGGCUUGGAAAACAACGUGAAGGACGAUGGACAGCAUGUGUGGCGACUGAAGCACUUCAACAAGCCCGCCUACUGCAACCUCUGCCUGAACAUGCUGAUUGGCGUGGGGAAGCAGGGCCUCUCCUGCUCCUUCUGCAAGUACACAGUCCACGAGCGCUGUGUGGCUCGAGCCCCGCCCUCCUGCAUCAAGACUUACGUGAAAUCCAAAAAGAACACGGACGUCAUGCACCAUUACUGGGUGGAAGGCAACUGCCCAACCAAAUGCGAUAAAUGCCACAAAACGGUCAAAUGCUACCAGGGGCUGACGGGGCUGCAUUGUGUGUGGUGUCAGAUCACCCUGCAUAACAAGUGCGCCUCUCACCUCAAACCCGAGUGUGACUGUGGACCGCUGAAGGACCAUAUUUUACCUCCCACAACAAUCUGCCCGGUGGUGCUGCAGACUCUGCCCACUUCAGGAGUUUUGGUUCCUGAGGAAAGACAGUCAACAGUGAAAAAGGAAAAGAGUGGCUCCCAGCAGCCAAACAAAGUGACUGACAGGAACAAAAUGCAGAGAGCCAACUCUGUGACUGUGGAUGGCCAAGGCCUACAGAUCACUCCUGUUCCUGGUACUCACCCACUUUUAGUUUUUGUGAACCCCAAAAGUGGUGGGAAGCAAGGAGAACGAAUUUACAGAAAAUUCCAGUACCUACUAAAUCCUCGUCAGGUUUACAGUCUUGCUGGAAAUGGACCGAUGCCAGGGUUAAACUUUUUCCGUGAUGUUCCUGACUUCCGAGUGUUAGCCUGUGGUGGAGAUGGAACUGUGGGCUGGAUUUUGGAUUGCAUAGAAAAAGCCAAUGUGGUCAAGCAUCCUCCAGUUGCUAUCCUGCCUCUUGGCACUGGCAAUGAUCUGGCAAGAUGCCUGCGAUGGGGAGGAGGUUAUGAAGGUGAGAAUCUGAUGAAAAUCCUGAAAGAUAUCGAAAGCAGCACAGAAGUGAUGUUGGACAGGUGGAAGUUUGAAGUCAUACCUAACGACAAAGAUGAGAAGGGAGACCCAGUGCCUUACAGUAUCAUCAAUAACUACUUUUCCAUCGGCGUGGAUGCCUCCAUUGCACAUAGAUUUCACAUCAUGAGAGAAAAACACCCAGAGAAGUUCAACAGUAGAAUGAAGAACAAAUUUUGGUAUUUUGAGUUUGGCACCUCUGAAACAUUCUCAGCCACCUGCAAGAAGCUUCAUGAAUCUGUAGAAAUAGAAUGCGAUGGGGUACAGAUAGAUCUGAUCAACAUCUCCCUGGAAGGAAUCGCUAUUUUGAACAUACCAAGCAUGCAUGGAGGAUCCAAUCUUUGGGGAGAGUCUAAGAAAAGACGGAGCCAUCGCCGAAUAGAGAAAAAAGGGUCUGACAAAAGGACCACACUCACAGAUGCCAAAGAGUUGAAGUUUGCAAGUCAAGAUCUGAGUGACCAGCUGCUGGAGGUGGUUGGCUUGGAAGGAGCCAUGGAGAUGGGGCAGAUCUACACGGGACUGAAAAGUGCAGGCCGGCGGCUGGCCCAGUGCUCCUCCGUGCUCAUCAGGACCAGCAAGUCUUUGCCAAUGCAGAUCGACGGGGAGCCCUGGAUGCAGACCCCAUGCACAAUAAAAAUUACACACAAGAACCAAGCCCCAAUGCUGAUGGGCCCCCUUCCAAAAACUGGGUUAUUCUGCUCCCUCGUCAAGAGAACAAGAAACCGAAGCAAAGAAUAAUCCUGUAUCAUCUCCUCCUUAGAAAUGCAAUUAGCAUAAUUGGGCCAUGGAACACGUGUGCUGGAAUCUUUGAACCCUUUCAAGUCUCCUGUUCAUGCAAAAACCAUGGAGUUGGUUUAACAGGUUUUGUUUUUUUUUUUUCUACCGAGCUAAUGUGAAACUCAGCUAAUAGAACAUUUAUUGUCUCAGUUGUCACAGGCAUCUUUGCAUGAAGAAAUACAUGAAGUAAUACUGCCUAUUUUUGUUGCAUGCAUCCCCAUAAAUUUUUAUGUUUCCUGGUCAUGUCUUCUCCAAUUUCCAUUUACUAACCCAUGAGAAAAAUCUAAUUCCAAUGAUGAAUAAGCACUGUCAGUAAUGCUACAAUGGUCAUAAUUGUAGGUUGCUUUGCUUUUCCCUGUUAGAAUCAGCGUAUUAAUGAUCUUUGACCCUUGACAGAAGGGAAACUUUUAACUCAACAAUUUUAUGAAAUAGUUGUCUACAAUACCUUGCUGUAUCUAAAUACCUUUUCCUCAACAUCUUAACUCCUCUGAGUGGAAAUUAAAAUGUCAGGUAUAAAGUGUUCUUGUGAUGAAAAAUAGAAAGCACUUUUUGUUUAGCUUGUUUUUAACUCCAGAAAUAAGUGAAAACUUGUUACUUGGCAGUGAAGUGUGGUAAUAUGGUAAGCCUUCUUCCUUUCUGCAUGAGACUCUACAAGAAUUCAUAACCACAACAGUAACCAAAUAGAUGUUUUAAACUAUGUGCCUAAUUAAUGUAUUUCCCACCAAAGAGUCAGAAAAAGAUGCUUGAGAGAAAUGGGUGGAUGCAUAGUUAAUUAAGCAUCGUGGAGAUGUGUGGUACUACGAUUAAUUACGCGAUGACCAAAUAGCUGGAAGAGAUUUGCCCAUGAAUUAGGUUUAAAUUCUCAGUUUCCACAUAAAAUAGGCUAUACAACACAAUCAAAGCUCAUAGCUGAUUUCUUGCUUUUUUUGGUCACUUAUAAAUAUCCAUGUCUGUAAUUUUUCAUGGCUCUGUUAAGUGUACUUGAAGAAAGUGAACAAUUGCAUCCGUUCCUCUCUAGUACCUUUAAGAAGAACAAUGAGUUCUCCGAAGCAGCUCAUGCAUGUGAUAUGUGCCACCCCCUCACCUACUGCCUUCCUCAAUCUGUGACACUACAAAUGUUCAUUUGCAUAUAAUGGCUUGGCUGGGUGUCAAAGGUGUCCAUGGCAUGGGUGGAAGCUGGAAGCACUGAUUGUUCAAACAAGUCAUGGAAUGGUACUUUGCUCAGUGUUUCAUCGAGACUAUGCCAUAAAAUGAAAAGUCCCUGUGCAGCCGUGGUAUUGUUCACUCGUACUGACCUGCAUCUCAUCAUUGCAUGUUUUAUGUUUUCGAACAUAUCACAAGGAAAACGAGUGCUUGAAAUGCAUGAUUUAUUGGUUUUUCUCUCCACUCUGCAUUAAAGUGCCAAUGAUUUAUCAGUUCUAUUUUUCUAUGGAUUCAUUCAUCUUUGAAUAACAAAUAGCAUUUCGUGAUUCUGUUGAACACAGCCUUGCGCAUGGAUUUAUGGAUUUCAAGUGAAAUUGCUAUAAUUUUAGUUCUUUGGUUUGAAAACUCAACUGAAUGCUGUUAUAUUAAAUAGCUACUCUCAAGCAAUGUGCUAUAAUAGAUUAUGUAUAAAGCGUAUUCUCUUAGUGUUCCCAGAACAUUGGACAGUAAAUAUCAAUCAACAAUAAGUUUAAUUGCUUUAAAAAUAAAAACAUUUGAAUAGAAUUGGGACAUAAUUUAGCAUUCCCAGAAAAAUCAUGAACACAAUUGCAAAUUUAGUACAGCAACCACUUGCCCUGGUAUAAUAACAAAAGUACACCCAAAGAAACCUCAAAACAGCAACAAAUGCAUUCCUAACAUAAUGUCACAUAACACACACACACACACACACACUGAUUUUGUGUGUCUAUGGUUACAGGUAACAAAUAUUUUCACAUGAAUUGACAAAACUUUCCACCAUAGGCAGGCAGACUUUGUGUCGAAAACAUUUUGCAGCCAUAAAUUAUUUUAUAUUCGGUACAGCAUGCAAUGACUUCUUUUGGCUACCUUUUAUGGUACAUAGCUGGAAGACAGCAACAGCCCGUGCCUCAUUCUGAGCGAUCUGUGGAGUGCAAAGCCAUUGGACAGACAGUGAGAUGAGGCCAGUGACACAACCUGCCCCCCGAAAUUCCAGCUCUGAAAUCAUACAAGGCAGCUGCCCUGCAGUGUGAACAGAUAACCAUACUUAGCACCGAGGUAGUUACUCACACUCACCAUCACAUGGAUUCAUCGGUACCGAUAACCAAUGUCCACAGAUGACUCAACCUUGACUUUGCCCAACUCAUUUUCUACAGAUACUGAUGUGCAGUGCCCUUCAGGCCCACUACUGCUGGGGUCUGGAAAGUUAUCUUUAAAACUUUACUUUGAUGCUUUUGAAGUCACUGAAGAUGUUUUCUCCAUUUUUUAUGACGGCUUCGUGUGAAGAAUAUAUAUUUUCAGGAAAAUUCUAAACUGAGAGAUCUAUGGCAUAUUAAAAUAUGGAAGAAUGAAUGUUAGCUUUAUGAAAUGGAAACUUCUCUUCUAUGUGUGUGGAUGUUUGUGUUGCCGAGUCAAACUCUUUUUAAAUGCAGUAGACACGACAGAAUAAAUUUUCAGUGGAUAAAGUUCCUUGAUAAAACUGACACUGGACUUGACGGAGGUCAGAGGAAGGUGGAAAGAGACAGCGGCGCUCUGCUAAACACUGCCAAAAACUGAACUGGUAAACAGAGAGAUUCCAGAACCUACCUGCAUAUCCACGCAUCUAAGAAAUAGGAAUGAUGGUAUCUAUGUAGACCCUGAAAUUUUCAAGUACAGAAAUGUAUUUUUGUAAUCCAUGUGUAUACCAUGUGCAUUUAAUGUGAAAGGUACUGACUGUGAUGGAAGGCAAUAAUGCCUUGCAGGAAGUGAAAAAAAAAAAUGACACUGUAAAGCACUUUUCAGACUGCUUGUGUGCUCAUGGCCAGAGGCUGAGAGAUCUCACGUGGACAGGGACAGCCCAUUGCAGGCAGGGAUUUAAAUCCGUGAACGGGAAGGGACCACAUACCUGUUUCUGUGCUCUGUCUUUUUCUUUCUGUAGGGGCCUGGGAAGCAACUGUGAUGAUGACGAAGGCGUUUUCUUUGAAUCUCUGACUGUGUCCCCUAUUCCUUAGAUGGUUCCAUUCCUUUUUGUGUCAACAUGAAUUUGUCCUCUACUCAUUGUGAAAAAAGAGAAUGGACUUUUCAUGGUACAUGUAAUCCCCAAAGAACUACAGAUAACAGAAUUUAUUCUAGAUAAAAAGACCAAACCCUUGUAACACACAUGGAGGCUGUAAAAUACCUGCAAAGGAGCUUUCAUUUUGUGAAAGGUAGAAAUCGCCCCCUGAAGGUCCCGAUUAAAUUUUACUGUAUUUAAAUAAAGUUUGAAUGAACUCAACAUUUGAAAGAUUCUAAA
Molecule: messenger RNA, 6650 nt
Organism: Oryctolagus cuniculus (rabbit)
Lineage: Eukaryota; Metazoa; Chordata; Mammalia; Lagomorpha; Leporidae
Gene: DGKB
Product: diacylglycerol kinase beta
Biological process (GO): phospholipase C-activating G protein-coupled receptor signaling pathway
Cellular component (GO): plasma membrane
Molecular function (GO): ATP-dependent diacylglycerol kinase activity; calcium ion binding
Source: RefSeq, a predicted model, not a curated record